Molecule: messenger RNA, 498 nt
Organism: Anoplophora glabripennis (Asian longhorned beetle)
Lineage: Eukaryota; Metazoa; Arthropoda; Insecta; Coleoptera; Cerambycidae
Product: zinc carboxypeptidase A 1-like
Exons: 2
Coding region: 109-498 (129 amino acids)
Source: RefSeq, a predicted model, not a curated record
UUAUCUGAUCAUAUACAGGUCUAACUCCAGUCCUGGAUUCCAAUAUAUAAACGUGUCACGUAAAGACCAGAUUGCAGUGCUAUUGGAAACUUCAUUUUACGAAGAAAGAUGAAGUUCCUUUUGGCCCUUCUCGCUUUGGCUGUAAGCCUUUCUGUGGCUGAAAAACUCAGAUUCGACAAUUUCAGAGUCUACAGACUGAUUCCUAACGAUGAGGAGACCCUCAACAUCCUUAAACAAUUCGAGGAUACAGAAGAACUUUCUGAAUACAAUUUUUGGAGUCCUCCCCUCAAAGUAGGUGGAGAAGUAGAUCUUAUGGUACCUCCUUAUCGGUUUGACGAGAUAGAAAAUAUGGCGAAAAGCAGAGGGAUGAAUGCUAGUGUAUUCAUAGAGGACGUACAAGAACUCAUCGACAAUGAAGGUCUCAGAUCGCAAUCUAGAGCUGGAAGCUUCGGUUGGACUAGCUAUCACACUCUUGCAGAGGUAAAAAUCAAAAUUUAA